Messenger RNA from Hordeum vulgare subsp. vulgare (domesticated barley), 959 nucleotides. RefSeq lists its product as uncharacterized. The record is from RefSeq and is a predicted model, not a curated record. NCBI's taxonomy places the organism in Eukaryota, Viridiplantae, Streptophyta, Magnoliopsida, Poales, Poaceae. The transcript is spliced from 2 exons. Bases 437 to 712 code for a protein of 91 amino acids.
GAGAGAGCGCCGGCGCAGCUGGGGAGGAGAUGAGGAUAGGGCUGCGCGAGACGAGCCGUUCCGUGCGAUUCCGUGGAUUUGCUGGUGCUAGCGCAUUCCGGAUCUGAGGGGAAUAUUCCCUAAAGUGGAAUGGGUGGGUUCUACUCCGGUUGGUAAACCAAACGCAGGAACGAGGGCUAGGAACGGGUCCGACCCGUGACAUUCCAGUCCAUGACAGCAACCAAACACACCCCAAAGGUACCAACAACCGACACCACUGACAGCUAUGCCGCACCAAAGAAGGCCCAACCAGAGAUGAUGGCGGCUGCAACAUCUGAUAGCUACACCGCGCCGAAGAAUGCUCAGCCAGAGACACCGGUGGCUAGCACAACCGACGCUAAUGCUGCGCUAAAGACUGCCCAGUCGGAGACAGAGGCGGCCAGCACAACCGAUAGUUAUGCCGCACCGAAGACUGCCCAGCCAGAGACACCGGCGGCUGAAACAACCGAUGCCUAUGCCGCGCCGCGAGCAAGGCCCUGGAACAAGAAGAUCGGACAUUCCCUCCUGCCGCACAUUGUGGACGGAAGCCAAAAGGAUUCUCGAGUCCCUUGUCAUCAAAGACAAGCAAGUUCAUGAACGUCUUUUGGUGAGGACAUCAACACCAUUGUUACACCUACAGCCCCAGCUGCUAUACAUACUGGACCAGUUACUAGAGCUUACGUACGCCAAUUGAAUUACCAGGUACUUUUGUUUCUUGGAAAACCUUCUAAUAUUCAUGAACAUAUGCUGCUGCCUAAGUUAGAUACUUUUGUUGUACUUAUGAAUGAAGGACCUAGCAUGGACAAGAAGGAUAUCUGCUGGAGCGGGAUCAAGCAUGGAGAAGAAGGUGCACGCGCGGGAAAGAAUAAUGGAGCUUCCAUUCGUGAUUUUUGCACUUUGAAGCCACCAUAAGGAGAGCAUGAAGGCUUGGAUGAAAUAUU